AUUACUCAUCAUGGUUCACAGCUAAUGGACGUAUUGUUUAUUUUAUACCUCGCUAUUUAUUGCGUUAAGAUGGGUCUGUAAAGUUUCCAGAUAUUUUUGCACACCUGUGUGUGCCUUUACAGCGUAACAAAAAUGAUUGCCAAGAUGGCGCCCUCAACGGACAGCUUUGUCCCUCAACCACUAUCACCAUCUCUAUUGGUUCACCAUCCACACCGGCUUGUAUUUAUUUCAGUGCUUACUAACAGCAACUCUGAUUAUGAAUACAAGCGCAUGGGAUUGGUCGCUGGCUUCGGCCAACGGCCUGCUAACUAAUGAAGAAUGCUCUAUGCUGCUCGAUGUCGAUCUUUUCAAAUCUGAUGAUGAUUUAUUGCGGCGCGUCGCCGUAUGGAUUUUCGCACCGUUUAGACUUGUAUGAAACUGCACACUGCGGAUAAAAAUCACGUGGUCACCGUUCGGCGGUCACGCACAAUAUCGACUGGGCCCAAGCAGCAUAGAAAAUUUAAUCGUUUAUAAGAUUAAUGAAUUUGAUCGUCCAUUAUCGGCGGGAGUUGAAACUUAUAUAACUUACUUAGAUAAAGAUCUACUUAAAACAUUCCCGAGCGCUGCACCGAAGAUCGAACUUGAAAAAUUCCACCUUCAGGAUGACGGUUCUAACAGUCUUUACCCACCAUCACCUCCUGAAACGAAGCCAAGUCGCGCCGACCUUGCUAACGAUCUUCUGCAGCAGCUAGAAAAUAACUGCAAGCAAGAAAACAUCUUUCCCAACUGGCUUGAAGAGAAGGUGGAGCUUCCAAUCUUCGAAAACAUCAGCCAAGUACCAGAACGCGUUGAGGUGCCGUUGCAAACCGCGCCAGUGCCUCCAGCGGUCUCUUAUCACAGUCAUGUGAUGCCACAGCCGACGGAAGAACUCCUACGAGAAUUUGAAUCCGUGUAUGGUGCGGUGGAGCUGACCCAUCUUACCCCGCCGCAGAGUCCGCCUGGCCCUGCUACUCAGUUGCUGCUGAGUUACGCACAACAAGCUCAAUAUGCUCCUCUUGCUCCCACGCUUCCUUUGCAAGCCGCUCAAGAUCAAUGGCCAGUGGCGCAUACGUCGUCAGUGUUGCCAGCUGAAUACGAUUGCGAUCUCCAAGCUGUUGAAGAGCUAGUUCGUCAUCGCGCAGCUCUAUUAUCAUCCCCUCAAUGUUCAGCCGACAGUGGUAGUGUUUCGCCUCGUUCUUCACCCCCCUCGUCGCCGCGUUCGUCGUCAACCGACGAAGAAUGGUCUGCUCCGUCUCGACCUAAACCUUAUUCUCGGAAUGUAGAUGACCGCCGUUCGCGCAAAAAGGAGCAGAAUAAGAAUGCUGCUACCCGCUAUCGUCAGAAGAAGAAGGCUGAGAUUGAAGUUUUGCUUAAUGAAGAGCAGACGCUGCGUCAGCGUCAUACAGAGCUCGGCGACAAAUGUUCAGAUCUACAGCGUGAGAUUCGUUAUCUAAAGGGCCUUAUGCGCGACCUAUUUAAGGCUAAAGGCUUAAUAAAGUAAAACUGCUCCAUCCCCCAAUUUUAGUGAAAAGAAUAUCCGUACUGUGCGAGAAAAGUGCAGGUCCAUUGAAAACUGCUCAACGGGAGGUUUAGGAGCCCUUUUAUUUUGAUGAUUUUUCUUGUUAUGCUAGUUAAGUAUUCUAGUUGGUAUCUCGAAUAGCAAUAACAGUUUAACAUCGAGCAGCGUUUAUCACGUCUUCGGUCGAGGGACAGAAUAUCAUCAUAUUUGAUAAUAUAGGUGGCGCUAAUUCUUCAUUUUUCAUUUUUCUUUUAUUUAGAGUAUAGGUCGCAUUCAUUGCGAUGAAAAUAUGAAUAUCUUAAUCUAAACUUGACUUUGACGGUUCUAUUGAUGUUAUUUUGUAAACAAUUUUAAUGUAUGUUUUAAAUCAUAAAUCAGUUUUUAUAUACAAAAUUAUUGAAUAUUGUUCUGUUUUCAUGCAAUAUAUGGAAUGCGACGGCGG
This is a messenger RNA of Parnassius mnemosyne (clouded apollo), 1979 nucleotides long. The record is from the annotation of a GenBank genome assembly. Lineage: Eukaryota; Metazoa; Arthropoda; Insecta; Lepidoptera; Papilionidae.